Molecule: messenger RNA, 609 nt
Organism: Entrophospora sp. SA101
Lineage: Eukaryota; Fungi; Glomeromycota; Glomeromycetes; Entrophosporales; Entrophosporaceae
Source: the annotation of a GenBank genome assembly
AUGUCACAAACUGGAAGAGAAGUAUCUUACUUAGGGUGUAUAAUAAAUUCUGGAAAACUAGAAUUUGCUUGGUCAGUAAUCACACCAUCUAGCCGGGAUUGGAUCGGAUUGUACGAAGACGAUUGCAAAGAAAAUAGAGAAUGGUUUGAUGGACACUGGUUCUAUAUAAGUAAUCAUAGUAGCCAUUCAUCUCUUCCUGGUGGUCGACAUAAUAACACUUAUUCAUAUGCUAAUGUACGUAAUCCUACGUUUAAUUACAAUUACUUUGAAAUGAAUCGGGUUAAAUAUCUACGUGAGGGGUUGCAACGUAUAUUUGCUAGACACAAGAAAGAUUGGGGAUUUGCCGAAAACGAUAAUUGGAAUAACCAAAAUGGAGAGAAACUUCAGGGGAUUCUUCAAGAGUUUAUUAGAAAAAAUAUAAACUACAUUUAUCGCGAAAGUUAUAAGGAUGAUAAUGCGUAUCUUAAUAUUGUGCUUAUUGUAUAUGAAGACGUUCUCAAUGAAAUUGCCAACUCUGAAAAGCCAGAAGACUCUUAUGAAAUUGACUAUGAAAAGAUAAAGAAAAAGGCAGAACCUAUUUUGGUGACACUUGAAAAAUUAGCAGUUUGA